UACACCUCGUUGUUUACACAUGCGGCGACAUACCAAAACAAAAAACACGUUUUUUCUCAAGUGCACCGGUGCGUUUGCUGAAAAAUUAGCCAGUCUACCUUCUCCACAAAAUGGGACGCAAGGAUAAAAAUAAAAAGAAAGGCAAAGGAGCCGAAAAAACGUCCAUGAAGACGGACAAAAAGCUUGUGGCGAAGCAGAAAAAGCUGCUUGCCAAGCUGGGCGAAGAAGAUAUCGAGAACAUUGUUGCCAAAUACGAAACGAAGGACACCAAAUCGUCCGACCUGACCGAAAUCGUGUGUCCUCCACCGACGGCCCGCGUGAACGUCGGCAUCUGUGCCCAUCCGGCGGAUAAGGAAGAAAUUUUCAUCCAUGGCGGUGAGUUCUUCAACGGUCAGCAAACCGUCAUUUACGGUGACUUUUACUCGUACAACGUGGCGAAGAACGAGUGGAAAACGUUAAAAUCCUCCAUCUGUCCGGCACCGCGCAGUGGCCAUCAGAUGGUAUCGGUCGCGACGGACGGUGGCCAGAUCUGGCUGUUCGGGGGCGAGUAUGCUUCACCCUCCCAGCUUCAGUUCUACCACUUCCGCGAUCUGUGGGUGUACCGGAUGGCGAAGAAGCAGUGGGAAAAGCUGAACGCCCCGAACGGCCCCAGCGCUCGCAGUGGCCAUCGGAUGGUGGUCACACGCAAGAAACUGUUCGUGUUUGGUGGUUUCCACGACAACAACGCUUCGUACCGUUACUUCAACGAUCUGUAUGCCUUCUCGCUGGAGAACUACACCUGGACGAAGAUUGAGGCUGCUGGGACGGCACCGCCAGCACGUUCCGGUUGCUGCAUGGUGGCAAACACGGAUGGGAAAAUUCUUAUCUGGGGUGGUUACUCCAAAACCAACGUCAAGAAGGAAAUUGACCGGGGAACAACCCACACGGACAUGUACACCCUAGCGGCCGACAAGCAGGACGCGAAGGGACAGGCGGGCGGUUACAAGUGGACCAGCGUUAAACCGAGCGGCAAAAAGCCAGCACCGAGGAGUGGAAUGGCAGUUGCCAUUGCACCGAACGGCAAAGCGUACGCGUUCGGCGGUGUGAUGGAUACGGAAGAGGAUGAAGAGGACGUUAGGGGAUUGUUUAGCAGCGAGCUGCAUGCGCUCGACACGAAUGCCUGCACCUGGCGCAAGCUAGAGCUGGCGGCAAAGGCACGGAAAAGCACCGCCAAGCCGACUGACGUUGAGAUGAGCGAGGAAGAAAGGCAAGCGAUCGAGGCCAAGAAGAUCGUAUCGGACGACGGCGUUUUUACCAUGACCGUUGGAGGCGGUAGUGGUGGUAGCAGCGGAAGUGCUUCAAAAAGUGCAAGCAAAGCCGAAGGAGAAGGAGAUAGUGGUGCCCUUGAUCUGGGCGGACCUUCUCCGAGGAUGAACGCGGCGAUUGUUGUGUGCAAGGGUCAGCUGUUCGUCUACGGUGGUCUUUUUGAGUCCGGUUCCCGGCAGUACACUUUGAGCGAUCUGUAUUCUCUCGAUCUACACAAGUUGGAUGUGUGGAAAACGUUGAUUGCCAACAGCUUAAACUCAAGCGAAUGGCUCGGUUCCGAUAGCGAAGGAGAUUCUUCAGACGAUGAUGAGGAUGAUGAUGACGACGACGAUGAUGAUGAUGAUGAUGAUGAUGACGAUGACGACGAUGAUAGUUCGGAAGAGGAUUCUUCCGGUAUGGAAACGGAAUGAUGAGAAAUCAUUGUAUCAAGAAAAAUACCUCCUUACUAAUGUUUGUACGAUAUUACAAUAAAAGAUUCAAAAGCUAA
Anopheles stephensi (Asian malaria mosquito) is the source of this 1792-nucleotide messenger RNA. Its product is annotated as kelch domain-containing protein 4. Gene Ontology annotation, molecular function: protein binding. Bases 111 to 1715 code for a protein of 534 amino acids. The record is from RefSeq and is a predicted model, not a curated record. The transcript is spliced from 3 exons. Lineage: Eukaryota; Metazoa; Arthropoda; Insecta; Diptera; Culicidae.